Molecule: messenger RNA, 3296 nt
Organism: Notothenia coriiceps (black rockcod)
Lineage: Eukaryota; Metazoa; Chordata; Actinopteri; Perciformes; Nototheniidae
Gene: xkr5a
Product: XK related 5a
Exons: 7
Coding region: 91-2031 (646 amino acids)
Cellular component (GO): membrane
Source: RefSeq, a predicted model, not a curated record
AAGGCAUCAGCGGAUGUGUCCCGUGUAUCCAGGGCGAAGGAUGCCCAGGAUAAUGUCACCCGAGUAUCCUCUCUCCCGCCUAUCCAUAUCAUGAUUAACGCUGCCGGGGCGGUCGCCCGCAGGAUGCCGUCGGUGGUCCGGCGAAGCGCGUGCUGGAUAGCGUGGUGCCAGGCGGCGCUGUUCGGCGUGUCGGCGCUGGUUAUCGUGGCCGAACGGACCGCGCUGUUCUAUUGUGUAGGUUUUUACCUCUGGAAUGAGGAGACGCAGUGGGCGGGUCUCACUCUGGGCCUCUUUCUACCGGGGACAGCAGUUCAGCUGCUUAGUAUGAAGUGGUAUUAUGACGAUGGUGAUGACAGGCGAUGCUACCUCUCAAUCAUACACAUACUGCACUUGGGAAUCUUCAAAAGGCUAUGGGACUGCAUGAGGUCUGUGUUGCGCAUGCAAGGCUCAGUGGCCGAGCUUGGAGCCUCUGUCAUGCAGCAGGCAGAUGUUUCUGCUCUUUGGUUGCUGGAGGCCCUUGUCCUCACGCUUCCACAGAGCCUUCUGCAGGCAUAUGUGGUUGUGUCCACUGAUGUCGGCAUCAUGUCCCCAGUGGCCUACUGCUGUGGUCUGUGUUUGCUGUCUAUUUCCUGGGCCCUGGUGCUGUACAGCAGAGCCUGCUGCCUGAUUCGACCGGGCCACCUGGCCAUGCCUCCGGCAGCGCUGCUUUGCCAGCUGGUGUGGAGGGCAGGCAUGCUCAGUGCAAGGGUGACCUGCCUCAUGCUCUUUGCCAGGGUCUUUAACUGGUGGGUCGUCGGAGUAGCAGGUUUCCACUGGCUCACAGCCUCCUUCUGGCUGGUAUCACAGCAACCAGACAUUUGCACCGGCCCCUGGUGUUGGCGUGCCUUUAAUGGCAUUAUGGGAAUUGUCCACAUCUUCCUCUUCCUCAACGUCAAAGACGGACCCUCCCGCUACCGCAUGGCCAGUUUCUAUGCAUUCAUGUUCAUAGAGAACGCCACUCUGCUGCUGGCCGCCUCCGACUUCCUAAGCGAAGCAUCAUGGGACAGCCUGACCCUGCCCACCACUGUGCUGUGUAGCUUCUUACUCGGUGCUACCUCUCUGGUCCUAUACUACCGGUUCCUCCACCCCAAGUCAACAGAGAUCUCCCAGGGCACGGACCACAACCACAUGGGCAGCACUUGUAUAGAACGAGAGGAGUCCUCCUUCUCUUUCAGGGGUAAAAGCCUGCCAGAUGCCUCUAAUCAAAACCACGGCAGCUUCUCCCUCUCAGGUGUAGCCGGGUGUCUGCUGGAGCACCCAGGAACCUGUAGGGGCCGGGCCAACAGCUCCUGCCCCUGCUACCACCACCACUGGCUCCUCAUUCGGCUGGCUCUAAAAACAGGAGACCUCGGGAAGGUCAACAGAGCGUAUGGGGCCGGCGGAGCAGCAGCCAUACUGGACAUGGAGGAGUACAACCAAGAGUUUAAGAGCAACGAAGGCAUGACUAUCACAGGGGCUGGCAGCUGCGAGGGGGUCUCCACCUCUGAGUCUCAGGGGAAAGGCCUGGCGCCUCUCUCGGACUGCAAAGACGAGUUCCAGAGCGUGAGCGAGCCCACGUCAACUGAAGAACCUGAGGAGGAAGAGGAGGAGGACAGCCUGGAGAUGGAGAGCCCGAUGGAGUCCCCCACAUCAGAUUUCAAACGGAGCUCGCCAGAGGGCAAGUCUGUGUUCGGAGACAGUCCGGAGCCGUACUUCUGCCCCACAGAGUCGAGUUCAACCUUAUAUUUCAGCACCGAUCCUCAGUCUCCCAGCAGUGCCACUAACCUCCGUUUGGACCGGGACAUUGGGGGUCUUGAACAGAGGGUCCGCCUCACCUCCAUCCCCAGCGAUCCGGCCCUUCACAGAGAUGUACGUGGGCUCAUGGGACGGGUUGGGCCACGCUGUACUUCCACUCCUAAAUUGGACUCUGGAGUGAUGGACAGUGUCCCUCAUCUCACGGGUCCCAGGAGACAGCUUAUAAUGUCCCGAAGAGAUGAAGACGAUAACUUCUAGGUUUCUCAAAACAUAAUCAGGGAAAAGGGAAACGGCAACUUAUCCAACACUAAAGGAGUACACCAGCUUUUUAUUUUUAGAAGGCUGCUUUAACAAGUCUGCUCAGAGCUGCAGGAUGAGAAGGCUGGCAGAAAUUCACCUCUUGAUGUCCUUAUAUUAAGUAAAGUGUUGGGCACAGUAUAUGCAACAAUUUGGGGAUAAUGCUAAGCUAGCCUAUACUCUUCUCAAAUCAUAAAUUAUUUUUAAUAGCAGUGCUUUGCCCACAUGCUGGACACAGAGGUGAAACCCUCAGCAGUGUUUCAUUAGACAUGAAGAUGAUAAUUAAAGAGCUAAUUGGUCACAAAGGUGGUGUUUGAGGCUCAGACAGCUUCUACCUGAUUCAACAUUUUCUCUAUUGUUUUGGUUCCAAUUAAGCCUUUACAUUUAGUUGAACUCAACAACAAAGUGAACACUGCUUCUGCCAGAUUGAAAUUAAAUAUUGAGGAAGUAACCCUGAGUUAUAUCAAUAAAUGUCAUUAGAAAUAUGCAGCUGUUUUAUGAUAUCAGGCAAUUGAUGGUCUCUAUAUUACAUACCGAAACUGCUGUUAUUCAUGUUAAUAAUUGCCAGCCGUCAUGAGAAUAGAGAAACUAUUUGUUUGUCUAGAGGGGGCAUGAGUGUCUGACCUCUGAAUCUUUACCAUCUCAGUGUAAGCCAGAGUUUUGUUGGCCUUUUAAAAGCACAAGUAUCUUCUGUAUCAUAAUGUCUAUUGCUGUGAUUUUUUUUAUUCCCAUAAGAAAAGAGCAAAUCUCCUCAGAAAGUUAUAUACUGUAUUUUUUGUAUAAUCAUGUCACUGGCAUUGCUUUAAGCAGAGCUAGUCUGUCAACCUUGCAAAAACAGUUUUGAUGUGUUAUCUUUAUUUACAUGUUGACCAUGUAAUUGCUAAAAAUGUAUUUUUAAUUUACAUUAUGUUGAGGGAAAAGUUUGUCUCAGGCACUGACUUUAAAAGCUUUUAAAAGUAUAUUGUGUAACAAAUGGAAAUAUGCUAAUAAUGGUUCUUGUAGUGACUUUUAUAUGUGCUCUCGGUUGCUAUUUCUAGGGCACAAACGUAUUUUUGCUCAACUCUGCUCUGUAAAAGGGAUGAAAUCCACACACAAAGCAGUGAAAUGAUGCUGGGUUUUCUCGUGCACCCAGGUGACUGCCUAUAUGACAUUUUGAACUGUGAAGUGCAAGGCCACUGGUGGCUUUAAAUAAGCAAUAAAUAGCCUACAUAUUUGGGUGACUGGAA